Molecule: messenger RNA, 3039 nt
Organism: Athalia rosae (coleseed sawfly)
Lineage: Eukaryota; Metazoa; Arthropoda; Insecta; Hymenoptera; Athaliidae
Exons: 6
Coding region: 183-1829 (548 amino acids)
Biological process (GO): regulation of transcription by RNA polymerase II
Cellular component (GO): nucleus
Source: RefSeq, a predicted model, not a curated record
UGAAAUGGCCGAAGUAGACGACGCGAGCGAGUGAAUUGUUUUUAUUGACAAUCAUGUAAAGUCAAGUCAAUCUGGGAUUAUUGAGUGAAAGGUCUGACAAUUCAUUGUUAUGUGAUUGAUGAAAUUUAAAAUUCAAUAGUUGGCCCAAGUCCCGCACCGAUUCUAAUCGAGUAUCCCUUAAAAUGGGACAGGGCACGGAAACUUGCGACAGGCCAACAGAAGUCAGUGUCAUCAGAUUCGUUUCCAGGAAUCGUACGAUAGAGGAAAUAACGCCGAAAAAGGAAAUCUAUACAUGCAAGCAACGAGGAUGUGGAAAAAUUUUUACUAAUCAAGAUGAAUAUCGAACUCACGAAGCUCUGGAAGCUUUGAAAAUAAAGUUCAUCUGUCGAGAACCAGGAUGUGGGGAAGAACUGUCUGACCCUGGAAGCAUGUGGCGUCAUUAUCAAGAAUGGCACAACAAUGAAACGCACGUUUUUGCUUGCCCUUAUACCAGCUGCGGAUCCCUCCAUGCCACCAGCAACAAUUUGGAGGAGCAUAUCGAUUCUUGCCAUCGCCAACCACCAACAUUACCAAUGGAGCCAGAAGUCAUAUGUCUCGAGGGGCCAGAAAGUAUCAUGGACGAUGAAAUCUCCAAGAGUGCUGAGCGAAUCUGCAACGAAAUUGACAACAGUGAGACUGCCAAUGAUAAUGGUCUAAAAAACGUUGAAUACUCAAUACAGAAUGAAAGUUUUUUUGUAAGGACAGAGGAUCAUUCCGGCGAUAUUGUGUCCUCAGAAUUUGAAGAGAAUCGAGAGUACUCUACAAGGACAAAUGAUUAUGACUCAUGUGUUCAAAAAUCUGAUUUCCCUCUGAAAUCUGGGGAAUUCUCACUUGAGCGUGAAUCGUCUAGACCUAACGAAUCGAAAUUUCCGAAAAAUGAAGAUUUGUUAAUAACACGUGAAAACUUUUUGUCCCAAUACGAAACUCUCACCUCAAAGGUCGACAAUUUAUUGGAUAGAGAAAAUGCUUUGGAUAAAAAUAUUCUGUUUGCCAAUAACGAAGUAACAAUCACAAAGAAUAUAAAAAACGAUGGCUCAUGUUCAAAACAGUACUCUCAGUCCCAUCGAAUAGACUUGGGUAAUUUAGAGAAAGUUUUUCGAAGUGGUUUCGAGUGCGACUCGCAGACAAUUGAGGAAAAUAUAACCGAAACAAACAGCAAUUGUUCUGAAGAUGAAGAGUAUAUGCCAAAGAAGCAACGAAUGUCUCGCAGUAAACAAGAAUCUUACAAGUGCGAGGUGUCUGGCUGUGGAAAAACGUACAAAUACGUGUCUCAUUAUCGGCAUCAUCAAGAUAGUCACAAGCUAGCUGUUAAUACCACUAGUAUAAAACCUGCCAAACCACCAAAGCCCAAACCAGGGAGAGCCUCUACUGUUAGCUUCUUUGUGUGUAAGAUGCCCGGUUGCGGUGCUGAAGUAAACAAUGUCACUGGUCUGUGGAAACAUUAUCAGGACAAUCAUGCUAAUGCAAAGCCACCUAUUGUUCCUACAUCUAAGAGCGUUGAAAUAUUUCGGUGCAAAUUUCUUGGGUGUGAAUUGGAAUUCAACACAACUUUAGCCCUCUACAAACACUUCAACGAGGUUCAUAACAGCAAUUUGAAUGGAAACGCUAAGACUGGAAAUGGGAGUAACUUGCACUUCACCAAUCAAAUGUUCCAUGACGAAGUUACUGCCCAGCAACUAAACUUUAAGACUGACUUUAAGGCCAACAUUAAGAUUAACUCGAAUGAUUGCGUUGAAAGCGACGAAGAUCAACCGUCGAUACAGACUGUCCAAGAAGAAUCUCGAGAUUGAUUCUUGUUGAUUUAGAGAAUACUACGAGUAGAGUUAAAUAUCUCAAAAUCUAAAAUUGAUUCAAACUUUCUUAAACAGGGCGCCAGUUCUAACCGAAAAAAGAAGCUUGAUACAUUUCAUACAAAAUCCUGAUUUACUUGGCUGAUAUUUUUCAUUCAUCUCAUUAGAGGGAUCUUUAUAUUCUGACUGCGAAAAUAUGCUCAACACGAUGUAGCAAUAAUCAAAUUUAUAAAAAAAGAUCCAAAAUUUUAAGCAAAUAUAUUUUAAAAUGAAAAAAAAACAAGGGAGCUGAUCUGGACUGGCCAAACUGGCGCUCUCUUUCAUACUCGGAGAGAAUUAUAAUCAUAACUAUGAUCUUUCCAUAUGCAUGUAAAUUAAUUAUUAUAGCAUACUCUAAAAGCUGGCUGAUAUUCAAAGUAUUAUACCGUGGCACGUAAAAUUUUUUGCCUUAUGGAUGUAGGUCAGGAUUUUCAGGGUGGCGUCCUGUUGAAUGAGAAAAUUGAGAUAGUUUGUCUCUGUUGUUCGCUUGUCCCAUUUUCUUUCUCAAAGGAGACUCACAGCUGUGACCUUUGUUUUACUUCGUCGCGUAGUAAUAUUUGGAAAUGUAGAUUUGAAAAAAUUCUAUGCACGACUCCAACAAAAACUUAAUGGUAGUGCAUAACAUUAACAUUCUCUAAGGUAACUCCGUACCUUCUAGAUUCUUAGGAUUGUAAGAAUGACGAUCAACAUGGUUCCUGUGACACGUUCUCAAUGUGUCAUUAUCAGCGCAAACUCGUGCCAGUUUAGUUGGGAAAUAUAUUAGAGCUUAAAACUCGACAUUGGUACCUCUUAAUAAGGGUCUUUCUUUUUUAUACAGUAGAUCGUAAAAUGGAAUGAGAAUUGUACAACAAGUGAUAAGUGUAUGAACUAAAGCUUUUACGAAAAUGUCUAUUUCAAUAAAUCGAAUCUUCAAUAUGAAUUUGACUGUCAAACGACAGAGUGACUAUUAACAAUCUGUCGUAUUUUCAAACUGUAAUCUGUACAUGUAAAAAUUUAAACGUAUUAUUAUUAUGAACGUACUGAUCUUGUGCAAUUUUAUUGACGUGGUUUCACUAUCCAUAUUGUAACAUUUGUCAGCAUUUGUGCAGAAUAUUGUUGAAUUAAGAGUAUUGUAUGACAUUUUUAUUGGUACGUAUGUAUGUUCGAAAAUAAAGGUGCAAUUAUAACUAUA